UGCCCACUGAGACAAAAGAGCGUGACGAAAGGAGUGGCGUGGCCAAUCAGCGGUGCGCGGGGGCGGCCUCCCUGCAAAGCCUGGGCCAGGAUGCUAAUGCCUGCCAGAGGGGGGGAACCUGCUUGGAGGGGGCUGCGGCAGACUGGUGCGGGAGCGGGCGCGGCGUCAAGUGCAGCUCGGACUCACGGACCUGGCCCAUUUACAUUUCACUCUUUCUUCCAUCCGCAUCCAGUUGUCCUCAGCAUGGAGGAGCAGAACAACUCUGCUGGGAAGGAGCUUCAGCACAGGACACGAACAGAAGUCCCAGGAAAGAAAAGCUGGCACUCACAGGCCUACACUCUGGGGGCCAUUUCCAACUUCCUGUCUACUUUUCUGACCUUUCCUAUCUAUAAGGUUGUGUUCCGGCAGCAGAUCCAUGCUAUGGCCGUGUCAGAGGCCGUGAGACAGCUUUGGCAUGAAGGCCCUCAGUACUUCUACCGGGGUAUCUACCCGCCUCUUCUCUCCAAGACCCUGCAAGGGACUCUGUUGUUUGGCACUUAUGAUAGUCUGCUGGGCUUUCUCUCCCCUGUUGGGCCACACUCCCUUGGACAGCGCUGGACAGCAGGGCUCAUGUCCGGUGUGGUAGAAGCUGUGGCACUCAGCCCCUUUGAAAGAGUACAAAACGUGCUUCAGGAUGCUCGCAAGCAAGCUUGUUUCCCUAGCACCUUCAGCAUCCUCAAGGAAUUCAAUUCUUACGGGCUUUGGGGGCGGCUGUCACUGGGCUAUUAUCGCGGUUUCUGGCCAGUUCUUGUCAGAAACAGCCUGGGAAGUGCUCUCUAUUUCUCCUUCAAGGAUCCUAUCCAGGAUGGCUUAGCAAGGCAAGGCCUGCCCCAUUGGGUUCCUGCUUUGGUGUCCGGUAGUGUCAAUGGGACGAUCACCUGCCUGGUUCUGUAUCCUCUGAUUGUGCUGGUUGCCAAUAUGCAGUCUCAUAUUGGCUGGCAGAGAAUGCCAAGCCUGUGGGCCUCUGCUCAAGAUGUGUGGGACACUAGAGGUCGAAAAAUACUCCUGAUUUAUAGAGGGGGGUCUCUAAUCAUUCUCAGGUCCAGUGUGACAUGGGGCCUCACUACUGCUAUCCAUGACUUCUUGCAGAGAAAGGCUCACACCAAGAAAGAGAUGAAAGACUGACGAAAUGCCGUGUGGCCAUGGCAUCUUUGUUCAAAGUCUUCACACAUUGGUUGUGUAUAGUAUAUUUCUUUGGCUUGGUUACCUAAAACAACCAUCAUUUAGUAUUUGUAAACUGUCGCUGCAUGGGAGACGCUCCUAACUUUUCACCUGUUAGUCACAGACAAAGCCUAUCAGGAUUCCGUAGUCAAAGAAAGAACGUCUCCCUAGUCUAUACACAGCUUCAGUAGCCUCGGAACCUGGAGCCUUUAAAUAAGCUGUAGCCCAGAUUAAAUAAAAUUCCUUUAAGGAAUCAUUUUAGUAAGAAGAAACUUUAAAAGAAGACCCUACUCGGGUACUGUGAGUCUGAGAUCCUUUCACGUGUCCUCCUGACCAAACCCAGUAGAACUCCAUUUUCAACGAACUGUACCAGACUUUAAGGAAAACUUUAGAGAUGCCUAUAUUUUCCUGACAUUGCUCACUGCCUCUACCACAGCCGCUCUCACUUCAAGCUACGUGUCCCACUAUCAGGGCACCUGGUCUGUUUUCAAAUCCUAGAUUAGGCUCACUUCAACCCAUCGGGUACCACAAGAACUGAUGAUGAUGUUGGAAAUGGGACUGAGAAGAGAUUUGGUGCCUGGAUGAAAAGAAUAAAGGCUUUGAGGCAAGAGAUUUAAUUAAUUUAAUUACAUGCCAAAUAGAGGAGACCUUUAGCUAUAGGUGGUGUGUUGUUAUCCAUUAGGACUAUUUUUUUAUACAUAUAGUAAAGUGAUUACAUUGCUGCCAAACCAUUUAUGUUUCCAUAAGGAACCUGGAACUAACAUGACCAUAUUUCUUCACAAUUAAUUGCUAAUUUUGUUGAUGCGGACAAUUAUAGAGUAACUACAGCAUAAUGAUCUUAGCCUGUCAUUCGGAGCCAUUGCCAGUUUGGUCCCCAUAUAACUCUCUGCGUAUUAUUACACCAUGUGCAUGGACUGCGUAGGCCAGUCAAAUGCAGUGCUAUUCUCUCUGCAAACAUUCCACGAUCUUACUCAAGACCAUUCUCUGGCCCACACUGUCUCCCCACUUGCACUGCUCUCCACCACACUAAAAGGCCCCCAGUUUCCAAAAGUCCAGCUCCAAUGCCACUACUGUCUGCAUGGAGCCCCUUCUCUAUAUUCCUCCACCUGAACAUGGCAUUAGUUUUGUGAUACCCCCUUCCAACAGUUCAUCAACAUGCACUGAUUCCAUUGUGGCACAGAUUCCAUGUGGCCCCAUGUUCUUGCUGUUCUUCGAUACCUCCUACUAGAUUGUAAACGUCUUGAAAGCAGGGAUUCUUGUAUGCAUUUUUAAAUCCUCCAUUGUGCCUAGGUGCUCAAUAAAGUUGCUGAAUUAUUGAAUCGAUUAUCAAGCUGUGAUACGGUCUAUAGCCUCAGGGUGCUAUCCCUAUUACAUGAAGAUAAUGUUACUGACGCAUUGUCAACAAGACACAUGCCUUUGCAAUGUGUUUGUGUUCUUUUGAU
Molecule: messenger RNA, 2642 nt
Organism: Chionomys nivalis (European snow vole)
Lineage: Eukaryota; Metazoa; Chordata; Mammalia; Rodentia; Cricetidae
Gene: Slc25a53
Product: solute carrier family 25 member 53
Exons: 2
Coding region: 91-1164 (357 amino acids)
Source: RefSeq, a predicted model, not a curated record